CAACACUUCAAAAAUCUGCCACCAAAACGGCACAGUUUUCCAAAUUGCCGGCGGAAGAGUUAUAGCUAAUUUUUCCAUAAAUAACUCCUCUAAAAAGGGAAAAAAAUCUCACAAAAAUAUUUUUCUAUAAGGAUCGUUUAGUUCCAAUAUUAAUUAUUUUGAGAUUAACUAUUUUAUUAUUAAUUAUAUAACAUUAUAAUUUUAAAAUAGUUAAUAAUCAAUAAUUUAUGUAUUUUAUCCAGUUUUAAUAUAAAUAAUUUUAUUUUAAAAUUAAUAUGUAGAUUAGUUAUACGACGGUAACAUUCUAGAAAGUUGAUAAGUUCAAAUCUUUCCAUGUGUCAUCUUUAGAUUAAUCUAUAAAUACCCCCAAAUCUCACAAGCUCCGCCAAAACAAACGGCACCGUUUCACAAAAUGCCGGCGGAGGAACACCACCGUAACGCCACCCCAGCAACGCCGCAUCCACCGACGGACACGGCGGAAGAAGCCAUAUGGCUAUGGACACAAAUCAAAGCCGAAGCUCGGCGCGACGCCGAAGCUGAGCCGGCAUUAGCUAGCUAUUUAUACUCAACAAUACUAUCUCAUUCUUCGCUCGAGCGUUCGCUCUCUUUCCAUUUAGGAAAUAAGCUUUGUUCUUCAACGCUUUUGUCUACGCUUCUCUACGAUUUGUUCCUUAAUACUUUCUCUACUGAUCCUGAAUUGCGUGCUGCUGCGUCGGCUGAUUUGCUUGCGGCGCGGUAUCGGGAUCCGGCUUGUGUUUCGUUUUCGCAUUGUUUGCUUAAUUAUAAAGGGUUCCUUGCUUGUCAGGCACAUCGAGUAUCUCACAAACUUUGGUCUCAAUCCCGAAGGCCACUUGCACUUGCACUUCAAUCCCGAAUCUCUGAUGUUUUUGCUGUUGACAUUCAUCCAGCUGCCAAAAUCGGGAAAGGCAUCCUCUUUGACCAUGCAACAGGAGUUGUAGUUGGCGAGACUGCAGUUAUUGGAAACAAUGUGUCAAUUCUUCAUCACGUAACCUUAGGAGGAACAGGUAAGAUUGGCGGUGACCGACACCCUAAGAUUGGUGAUGGGGUGCUCAUAGGUGCAGGUGCCACAAUAUUAGGCAACGUGAAUAUUGGCGAGGGUGCAAAGAUUGGUGCUGGAUCAGUGGUCUUGAUUGACGUACCACCACGAACAACUGCAGUUGGGAAUCCAGCUAGGUUAGUGGGAGGAAAGGAACAGCCAACGAAGCAUGAGGAAUGUCCUGGAGAGAGUAUGGACCAUACAUCUUUCAUAUCUGGAUGGUCUGACUACAUCAUAUGACCUGCAUUGCAUGAACAACUCGUAGUCUCAGAACAGGACCGAGGGUUCAAUCUCACUGCUGCUAACUAUUACUCCAAACAUUCCAGAUUUAAAACAUCUUUCAUCUAUCAUCUCUUGGAAAAUACUCAUCGUUCUGCUUCUCUGUAUUUACAUACUGUGAAGGUUGAAGGCUGUCGUUUUAUGCAGAGGUAUCUAUGUGCUUGUGGAGUCUCCUUACAACAAGUAUGUAUCAUGAUAUCCAGCAUGUAUGAAUAAAAAGUAUACUCUUCUUGGAAUCGAAUAUUAUUUUCCCACAA
This is a messenger RNA of Capsicum annuum, 1593 nucleotides long. RefSeq names its product serine acetyltransferase 5. Gene Ontology annotation, cellular component: cytoplasm; cytosol. Gene Ontology annotation, molecular function: L-serine O-acetyltransferase activity. Lineage: Eukaryota; Viridiplantae; Streptophyta; Magnoliopsida; Solanales; Solanaceae. The record is from RefSeq and is a predicted model, not a curated record. The transcript is spliced from 2 exons. Bases 413 to 1297 code for a protein of 294 amino acids.